Molecule: messenger RNA, 3525 nt
Organism: [Torrubiella] hemipterigena
Lineage: Eukaryota; Fungi; Ascomycota; Sordariomycetes; Hypocreales; Clavicipitaceae
Source: the annotation of a GenBank genome assembly
UGACUAAGCUUUUCACCUCAAACCUAAGGCCACAAACUAAGCAGCGCAAAGCUUCUUACCGAGCCAAGUGGAAAGAUUUCAUCAAACCACUCAAUCUACCGUCCACCUCCCAAAUCACCCGCCAUGGCGUCUCGCAGACUAGCUUUGAACGUCACACAGGGCCUGAGAAGCCGCGCUGGUCUGUCGGCUGUCCCUGCCUUCCGACGCGGCCUCGCUACCCCUUCCAGCGUUGGCAAAACUCAGACCACAACCCUGAAGAACGGCUUGACCGUUGCCACCGAGCACUCGCCAUGGGCUCAGACCUCGACCGUCGGCAUGUGGAUUGACGCCGGUUCUCGCGCUGAGACUGACGAGACCAACGGUACCGCUCAUUUCCUCGAGCAUCUUGCCUUCAAGGGCACUGCCAAGCGCUCUCAGCAGCAAUUGGAGCUCGAGAUUGAGAACAUGGGCGGCCACCUCAACGCGUACACUUCGCGUGAAAACACCGUCUACUUCGCCAAGGCCUUCAACUCCGAUGUUCCCCAGUGUGUCGACAUUCUUUCCGAUAUCCUCCAGAACUCCAAGCUCGAGGAGUCUGCCAUCGAGCGAGAGCGCGACGUGAUCCUCCGCGAGUCCGAGGAGGUUGAGAAGCAGGUUGAGGAGGUUGUUUUCGACCACCUCCACGCCACUGCCUUCCAGGGCCAGCCCCUUGGACGCACCAUUCUCGGCCCCCGCCAGAACAUCCGCGAUAUUUCCCGCACCGAGCUCACCAACUACAUCAAGAAGAACUACACUGCUGACCGCAUGGUCCUCGUCGGCUCCGGUGGCGUUCCUCACGAGAAGCUUGUCGAGCUUGCUGAGAAGCAUUUCUCUGGCCUCCCCAGCACUGCUGGCCCCGAGACUUUGUCCAAGCAGAAGGCUGACUUCAUCGGCUCUGACGUUCGCGUCCGUGACGAUACCCUCGGCACUGCCAACAUUGCUCUCGCUGUUGAGGGUGUUAGCUGGAACUCCCCUGACUACUUCACUGCUCUCGUUACCCAGGCUAUCGUCGGCAACUACGACAAGGCUUUGGGCAACGCUCCUCACCAGGGCAGCAAGCUCAGCGGCUUCGUCCACAAGCACGAGCUUGCCAACAGCUUCAUGUCGUUCUCUACCAGCUACAGCGACACUGGUCUCUGGGGUAUCUACCUUGUUUCCGACAACUUCACCCGCGUCGACGACCUUGUUCACUUCGCCAUCCGCGAGUGGAUGCGUCUCUGCACCAACGUCAGCGAGGCUGAGGUCGAGCGUGCCAAGGCUCAGCUGAAGGCUUCUAUCCUUCUUUCUCUCGACGGCACCACUGCUGUUGCUGAGGAUAUUGGUCGCCAGAUCAUCACCACCGGCCGUCGCAUGAUGCCUGGCGAGAUUGAGCGCCAGAUCGAUGCCAUUGACUCCAAGAGCGUUAUGGACUUCGCCAACCGCCACCUCUGGGACAAGGACCUCGCCAUCAGCGCCGUCGGAAACAUCGAGGGUCUGUUUGAUUACCAGCGUCUCAGAAACACCAUGAAGCCUUUCCACUAAAAGAAGCGCGUUCGUGAUUGUUCGAAUAAAGGGGUAAAGAAGAAGUAUUGGUUAAAGUUGGCGGGAUGCAGGGUAUAGAAUGUAUGAGAUACCGGUUUACAGACGCCUAGUGUACCAUAAAGUUCCCAUGUUCAUACUAGGUACUUCCCUUUGUAAUUGUGAAUUAUAGCGCGGCAACGCAUCUCUAAAACUUUCAAACUCUAAAACUUAAAUCCACCACCACCCGAGUCUACAUGGAAAGACGCUAUUGGCGACGGGACAAGACAAUCCAAACAACAGCUACGAUCAGAGCAGCUAUGAUGAAUAGUACACCAAGCAUAAGCCAAACGCAUGUGCGGUUGGGAAAAGAGCAUCGCGUGUCGCGGUCCAUUAUGCAGCACCAUGGCACAAUUUCAGGCUCAACGUCGUUCGUCGUGCCCCAGGAAUCUUCGUGCCCAUUGGUAGUACUUUCCUCAUGGCGGGAAAGCAUUGGCAGUGUACUAGACUAAAUUAGUAUAGUAUCAUUUACUAGUUAAAAUAACUUACGUAGUAUAUGGAGGCGGUGGCGCUGGCGGCAAUCCGUGGAGUGGACAGCCCAUCAUUUCUUUGAUGCUGCUCGGGGGAAUAAGAGACUUGGACAAAAGAGGGAGCGAAGCAGGCAGCAGACUGGUUAAAUAUAAUGCUAAGAUUAUAAGAGAAGAAAUAAAAUUAGAGUUUCAGGACUAAAAGCUUGAGUAGAGUAGAUGCAUUGCAUGGGACUUUAUGCUCUACAUCUACUCAUCUAGCUUUUUCUCCUUGUUUGUACACUCAGCGAAGUGCCCAAAACCUAUGAAUAUACAUAGUAGCGAGAAUAUCACAGCAACCAACAUCGGUGUGACAAAUAUGCCCAAGAUUGUAUACAGUUAACUAGUUGUUUUAUCUAGUAGUGAGGUUCAUCGUAGCCAUGACUCCAGUAACGCCAGCCCAAAUUUGCCCAUGAAAUCAAAUUUACAAUGCGCUUCCCAUCAAUGGGGCGUAUGCAUCAAGCUUUAUUCUUCCGCCAUUUCCUCAUCAAUGUCAUCUCCAAAAACAUCGUCUACUGUACCGCCCUCAACACCAUCGCCACCUUCUUCAACUGGGACUGGGCCUUCAAUGCCUUCCAUUGCAUCCCCAUUGGUGCCCACAGCCUCAUGCUCUCCCAUUUCAUUCCAUAGAUCUUGCAAGCCCCAGCUAGUUCCACUGAGCACGAAGCGUUCGCUUGGGAGACGGACUCCCCAUUCGUUUGGCGUAAUCUUGGGUAAGGCGACCUUAUUGCGAUCCCGAGCAAGCUCCUGCAUAUACUCCUUGCUAAUACCACCGCCGCUACUGCCACCGCGGAACUGGAAUCCUAAUCUCGCGGCAAUGGCUAGUCUCACCGCAUUUGCGCUAACAGCGGCAUCUCCUGCUGCAGCUGCAACGGCGCCUGACGAGGCCGAUGGCUUUGAGCCUGCAUGUGUGACGUACGGGUCGGCCGCGAGGUGAAUGGCGUCAUUGAGAAUCGCCGAUGUAUGUCGAUAAGCAAAGUCGAGGAGUAGUAACGGGACUCGUUGUUCGUAUGCCGUGACUCCCUGAGACGUGAGAAGUAGCUCAAUGAGUCGAGCAUCGCGCGGUCGAGGAGCAGCGGCUGAAGCAGGCCCGGAGGCAGGGCCAGGCUGGCUUGCCGCAGACGCAGUAGGAACGGGUGCAGGUGCUGCAGGCGCAGAUGGUGCAGCUGUUCCGUUCGGUUGCGGUGCUGCUGUUGCCAUGAUUGCUACUUUGUCGUGUGGCGAAGGGCUAGAUGACUAUUGUAGGAGGUCGCGAGGGCGCAUGCGCCAAUGAGGAAUGUUGCGUAUUCCUUGGAGAGAGUAUCAAUUGAGAAGUAUCAAUUGAGAAUAAGUCGUAGCAGGAGCUCGGUCUGGGAUCGUGAUAUCCAAUAGAAGAAUAUUAAUGGUGGUGGUAUAGUUUGCCGGGUGGGAUGAUGCGCUCGUUCUCAUGAAGCUUCACAACGUG